AUGGGAAGGGUAUUAGUUGAACCAUAUCCAGUUCUUACUAUUGCAGAAGAAGAAAUUCGAAAUGCAAAAAUGAAUAAAACACAACUAGCAGCUAUGCCUCUUCCUUCUCACAUGGAAUCGGCUCUACAAAAACAUCGAAGAAAAAACGUACCACCGCUACCAUUGUCACUUGAUUUUCAAAUUCCUUUGCUUUAUCAACGUACUUGGUCUGGGGAACAAUUUGUUUUAGGUGAUGUACAGAGAAAAAGGGUUGGUGGUCGCUUGAUUAUGUUUAGUUCCAACGAACAAAUUGAUUUAUUAUUGAAUAGUACGACUUGGUUUUGUGAUGGUACAUUUAAAACUCGACCGCUAUUAUUUGAACAAGUUUAUAUAAUACAAUGUCUUGUUGGAGAACAAGUUUUACCAGCAGUAUAUGCUUUGACAUCCAAUCGUAAACGUAAAACAUAUGAAGAAAUGAUUGGUAUUAUUUUGAAUUUAGCAGCUAAUCGACAGAAAGUUUUGUCUGUGCAAAGAAUCAUCUCGGAUUAUGAAGAGGCUUGGCUACUUGCUGUCGAAAAAAUGUUACCAACUGUAUCCCAACUUGGGUGUUGGUUUCAUUUCACCCAAGCAUGUUAUCGCAACAUUCAAAAGCUCGGUCUCUCCAGUUUAUAUGAUGACGAUUCAGAUAUACGACUGAUGCUUAGAAAGUUUCUAGCAUUGGCCUUACUUCCUCAAGAUCAAAUUAAAACUUGUUUUAAACAGCUAUGUAAAAAUAUUGAUCCUCGUUUACAAUCCUUCAUUGAAUAUUUUAAACAACAAUGGAUGAUUGAUAUGGGACCACAUCUUUGGUGUGUGGCUGAUUCACCAAUCAGAACAAAUAACAGUUCUGAGGGAAAUAAAUGUGGUUCUACAGCCACACGAGCAAAGCGAGCUAAACAAGCAGUAAAAAAAACAUAUCAAAUUAUAAAACUACAUCGUUUAUUUAUUGAAAAUAAGAAAACAUUAGAACAACUGAUUCUUGGAUUAUCAUUUCUAGUCGGUGAACCAGUUGGAAAAAAUGGCUUGGUAUCUAAAUGUUUGGAUAGUGUUCCACAAUAUCGUCAAGCGUAUCCAGCACCCAGAGCUGAUGUAUCUCAAUCACUUGAACAAAUGAUCGCAAGAGGAUUUCCGCCAAAUCAAAAUAUCUUAUGGCAUAAAAAAACUCACGGACAAAAGCGAUAUUAUUGGAUAAGAAAACCAAAUGGCGAUGAGGAAGUACGUGUUAAAGUCGGUGGUGGUGUGUUCGGAAAAGCUGAUCGUGACUUAAGAAUAUUAACAUCAAUAAAUGAAUGUCAAAAGAUUGUCCGACAAUUUUUAGUUCGUUGGGAUAAAAAUGGUUCUUUACCAGGAUGGAAAGCAAUGUGGUCAAUAUUUGAUGUUGCAAAUUACGAUGUUAGUGAGAGACGAAUAAAAGUUAUCCAUAAAAUUAUUCAAGACUGUGUUACUCGAGAACCAGUUUCUGGCGAUAAUAUCGAAGGUUCUGAUAAUGAAUCAAUAAGUGAUCGAUUACCAAUUGAAAGUCAUUCUGAUAUUCAUAAUCAAGAUAAUGGAAGUAUUUUACAAAGUAGUCAAACUGACGACAGCUGUAGUGUUCAACAACCAUCACUUUCUAAUCAAGUGCAUCGUGAUCAAACAGGAAUUAAAUCACCACCAGGUCUUCGUCAAUUUCCAUCGUCAAUUAUCGUUAGCUUAACAACAAAUCAAGCGAAAGAAGCGGAUAAUAUAACUCUUACAAAUCGUACAUUACCACAGCAUACAACGAUGGUGAUGGCUGCUAUACCAGCAAUGACACCAGUUGAUAUACUUUCACCACCACAAUACGAACAAUCGGACACAAACAAUUCUAUUGGUUCAGAUGACUCAGAUAAAGAAAAUGAUGUUGGUCAUCAAGCGUUAGUCGUUGGUCAAGCACAACAGACACCUCCAAAUUCAUUAACGACUUCUCAACCAUCUUCUUCAACAGCUGAUUAUGAAACCCAAUCAUCAGCACAAAUUCCAACGCCUGCUGCUAUCAAGAAAAAAAGACAACGUCGUGUGUAUGCUCCAAGAGCAACACCAUAUGCAACAAGACAAAGAGGACCAUUAACAUUUAAAGAAACAAAAUAA
Rotaria sp. Silwood1 is the source of this 2124-nucleotide messenger RNA. NCBI's taxonomy places the organism in Eukaryota, Metazoa, Rotifera, Eurotatoria, Philodinida, Philodinidae. The record is from the annotation of a GenBank genome assembly.